Molecule: messenger RNA, 1797 nt
Organism: Megalops cyprinoides (Indo-Pacific tarpon)
Lineage: Eukaryota; Metazoa; Chordata; Actinopteri; Elopiformes; Megalopidae
Gene: dhrs13b.2
Product: dehydrogenase/reductase (SDR family) member 13b.2
Exons: 8
Coding region: 69-1367 (432 amino acids)
Source: RefSeq, a predicted model, not a curated record
UGGCCUUAACUGCCUCAGAUGGCAGCUGCAUUGCAAAGUGAUUCCUAUAAGGACGGUUCUGAAGCAACAUGAAGUUGAUAUUAUUUAUUCUUAGUACAGUUGUUUAUUCAGGUGCACUGGGAUCCCAGUCUCUGCAGGAUCUGAGAUGGCUUGGCUGUGAGCUGAUAGAGGACCAGAUACUCACGGACGCGAGUGGGCAACCAGAAACUCGCCACCACCAUUUACCCGCAAUGCUGCAGUUCGGCCAGCCGGGAGACAGUCCCAUCGAGCCAGACACCAUCACCUUCUUAGUCACAGGGACGAAGGUGGACAUGCGGAGGUACGUGGAAGGGGGAACGGACCAGCUGAAGUGCGAGAUUCGCCGGUACAGCACGGGGGGCAUUCAGAUGCGCUGGCCCGGGCCGGGGGCAGAGGAGAGGGACGUCUGGUUCACCUGCACGCUAAGUCACAGAGAGGGGCUCUUCGUCCUCACCACCUUCCUCAGACACACCCCAGCCACCUCCGCUGAUCCCCAGGAGGACUACACCAAGAUGUUCCCCAUCAGAGACAGAGACACUCUGGUCACGACAGCGGUGAUGGUGGUCCUGACGCGCUCCCCCUCGGUGGCGGUGGGCCUGCUGAGGGAGCAGACGCUGCACUGCCAGUUUGCCGUGGACCACAAGAGGCCGGACCUGACCGUGGAGUGGCGGUUGCAGCGGCGCGGUGAGCGCUCCAAGCUCUUCAGCUACACCAGCCGCUCAGGGAAGAGCGAGGGCAGCGGCGUGUCCGCCAGGGCCAUUGGCGGGGGUGACGCCUCCCUCCGGAUCCCCCUCACCAAAGUGACCAGCGAGGGGACGUACAUCUGCUCCGUCUAUGUGCCUCCGCUCUACGGGAGCCACGACAUUGCCCUGAACAUCCAAGAGAGCCCCCGGGCGUCCGUAAAUGUGGCCUCCUCGCUGUCCCUCCAGCAGGGUGAGGAGCUGAAGGUGGUGUGCGAUGCGCAGGGGUACUACCCGCUGGACGUGCAGCUGGAGUGGCUGAGGGAAGGGGGGGGUGGCGGGCGGCUGCCGGAGGUGCUGAAGAACGUGCUGUACUCCAGCCACCGCCACCACCCCGACGGCACCUACUCCCUGUCGGCCUUCUUCCUGCUGCGCCCCUCACUCGCUGACUCGGGCUACACCUACACCUGCCGGGUCUCCCACCACUCCUUACGCACCCCUGUCCGGAAGAGCUUCACCCUGACCGUCACAGAGCCUAUGAGCUGGGGCUCUGUGCUGUGGGGAGUCAUGGCUGUGGUGUUUAUAGGGGUAAUGGUCGUGGUUCUGGUCCUGAUGCUCCGCUAUCUCCAUGAAGCAAGAAGAGAAGCAAAUAAGAGGAAGCCAUACUAAGAGGGCAUGUCUGAAGACGUGGAGACAGAUAGUAGGCAGAGGACAGAAACUCUUCAACCUUCCUCCAUCUCCCCUUCUGCUUCGACCCCUCUUGACAUCUGGAUUCCUGUAAUAUGGGGCCCAAGUGGGUGGUUUGGAGGAGGGAGUAAACUUGAGAACCUGAGGACAAAGCUGUUUUUCCACCAAGGGGUGAAUUACUGGAUGUAACAAUCAGGAAAACAAUGCACCUUUCUUAACAAAUGGAAGAACAUUCUGGAGUGUAAAACAAUUUUAUUUGGGACGUUAUUUCAGAGAACUGCUGUGCAUCAUCAGUACUUUAUUCAGUAAAUAUAUUUUGAAGGACAGAUCUCAAUAUUAUUACAGAGCACAGUAACACAGCCAAGAAUGAAACAUUUGAUGCUAGUUUUUGAUGAUGUGUUUGGUGAUGAUA